This is a messenger RNA of Miniopterus natalensis, 5646 nucleotides long. The record is from RefSeq and is a predicted model, not a curated record. NCBI's taxonomy places the organism in Eukaryota, Metazoa, Chordata, Mammalia, Chiroptera, Miniopteridae.
ACCGGCAGUGACAGAGGCGGGGACGCAUCCACGUCUCUGGAUGCCUCUACAGAAUCUUCUCUUCUCCCUCUAGGCUCUGAGGUCAGGGACUGUGUGUGGCCCAUUAACCACUGCAGACACCGAGCAGAGCACAUGGCAUAGCAGGUGCUCAUUAAGUACUCGCUGAAGGAACGGUGUAACUAGCAUGGUUAGAUGCAGGAGCCAUGAGCGGCUCUGGGAACCUGAUGGAUUUUCUCGAUGAGCCAUUCCCUGACGUGGGGACAUAUGAGGACUUCCACACCAUUGACUGGCUGAGGGAAAAGUCACGGGACACUGACAGACACCGAAAGAUAACCAGCAAAAGCAAGGAGUCCGUGUGGGAAUUCAUCAAGGGCCUGCUCGAUGCCUGGUCAGGAUGGGUGGUCAUGCUGCUCAUCGGGCUGCUGGCAGGCACCUUGGCCGGGGUCAUCGACCUUGCUGUGGACUGGAUGACCGACCUGAAGGAGGGGAUCUGCCUGUCUGCCUUCUGGUACAGCCAUGAGCAGUGCUGCUGGACCUCCACUGAGACCACUUUUGAGGACAGAGACAAGUGUCCCCUGUGGCAGAAAUGGUCAGAACUGCUGGUGAAUCAGUCAGAGGGCGCCAGCGCUUACAUCCUGAAUUACCUGCUGUACAUCCUGUGGGCCUUGCUGUUUGCGUUCUUGGCUGUUUCCCUGGUGCGCGUCUUUGCGCCCUACGCCUGCGGCUCGGGAAUACCGGAGAUAAAGACCAUUCUGAGUGGCUUCAUCAUCAGGGGCUACUUGGGCAAGUGGACCCUGCUGAUCAAGACCGUCACCCUGGUGCUGGUAGUGUCCUCGGGCCUGAGCCUUGGGAAGGAAGGGCCGCUGGUGCACGUGGCUUGUUGCUGUGGCAACUUCUUCAGCAGCCUCUUCUCCAAGUACAGCAAGAACGAGGGCAAGAGGCGCGAGGUACUUUCAGCUGCAGCCGCAGCUGGAGUCUCCGUGGCCUUUGGUGCUCCAAUUGGCGGCGUGCUCUUCAGCCUAGAAGAGGUCAGUUACUACUUUCCCUUGAAGACUCUGUGGCGGUCCUUUUUCGCGGCCCUGGUGGCAGCCUUCACGCUGCGAUCCAUCAAUCCCUUUGGGAACAGCCGCCUUGUUCUCUUUUACGUGGAAUAUCACACGCCUUGGUACAUGGCCGAGCUCUUUCCCUUCAUCCUGCUGGGGGUCUUCGGGGGCUUGUGGGGAACCCUCUUUAUCCGCUGCAACAUCGCCUGGUGCAGGAGGCGCAAAACCACCAAGCUGGGGAAGUACCCAGUGCUAGAGGUCAUUGUGGUGACCGCCAUCACCGCCAUCAUCGCCUACCCCAACCCCUACACACGCCAGAGCACGAGCGAGCUCAUCUCCGAGCUGUUCAAUGACUGCGGGGCCCUCGAGUCCUCCCAGCUCUGUGACUACAUCAACGACCCCAACAUGACCCGGCCUGUGGAUGACAUUCCCGACAGGCCGGCCGGGCACGGGGUGUACACGGCCAUGUGGCAGCUGGCCCUGGCCCUGAUCUUCAAAAUCGUCAUCACCAUAUUUACCUUUGGCAUGAAGAUCCCAUCGGGCCUCUUCAUCCCCAGCAUGGCUGUGGGAGCCAUGGCGGGCAGGAUGGUGGGAAUCGGCGUGGAGCAGCUGGCUUACCAUCACCAUGACUGGAUCAUCUUCAGGAACUGGUGCAGGCCCGGAGCGGACUGUGUCACCCCGGGACUUUACGCAAUGGUGGGAGCAGCAGCCUGCCUAGGUGGAGUGACCAGGAUGACGGUGUCAUUGGUGGUCAUCAUGUUUGAAUUAACGGGUGGUCUGGAAUACAUUGUACCCCUGAUGGCGGCAGCUGUGACCAGCAAGUGGGUGGCUGAUGCCUUCGGGAAAGAAGGCAUCUACGAGGCCCACAUCCACUUAAAUGGGUACCCGUUUCUGGAUGUGAAGGAUGAGUUCACUCACCGCACACUGGCCACCGACGUGAUGCGGCCUCGGCGGGGAGAGCCGCCGCUGUCCGUGCUCACCCAGGACAGCAUGACUGUGGAGGACGUGGAGACGCUCAUCAAAGAGACUGAUUUCAACGGCUUCCCUGUAGUGGUCUCCAGGGACUCUGAGCGCCUCAUCGGAUUUGCCCAGAGGAGGGAACUGAUUCUUGCAAUAAAGAACGCCAGGCAGCGGCAGGAGGGCAUCGUGAGCAACUCCAUCAUGUACUUCACGGAGGAGCCCCCCGAGCUGCCGGCCAGCAGCCCGCAGCCCCUGAAGCUGCGCCGCGUGCUGAACCUCAGCCCCUUCACGGUCACGGACCACACCCCCAUGGAGACGGUGGUGGACAUCUUCCGCAAGCUGGGCCUCCGCCAGUGCCUGGUGACGCGCAGCGGGAGACUUCUUGGCAUCAUCACAAAAAAGGAUGUUCUGAGACAUAUGGCCCAGAUGGCAAACCAGGACCCUGAAUCCAUCAUGUUUAAUUAGAAACAAGAUGGCAAUUAUUUUGAGAAAAAUACAACAACUGUGUCAUUUCAAAAGAAGUAAACAAAUAAUAUGUUAUUAUCCUAAUGAACGAUUCAAAAGCGUUCUUUGAAAGGAAGGGAGGAAGGAUGAAAACUUUUGUUAAAAAAAUACAUCAAUGAAUAGACAUUUUAUAGCUUUAACCCCUUAAGAGUUUCAAAUUGUGUUUGUUAAUGAAUUUACUAACUGCUCUGGGGCAUGUGGGUGGCUGUAAACAAUGGAACACAAAUGCUGAAUCAAGAAAUGUUUGCCCUUCUGUUCAAGGCUGGUGUUUGUGAAGCUUUGAGUCCAAAAGGCAGAGGGGUAUUGGUGUGUCAGUGUCCUUAUUUAUUGGUUCCUGAAGUUUUGCUGCUAUGUUACUGAAUCAGACUGAAGAUAUUUGCACUUACUUUGUUGGAAAAGAAGAAAUGAAAUCCAAACAUAGUGAAAGCUGCAAGUAUGGGGUCACGCAUGACUAUCCCAUUUCUUGCUCCUGUUCUCAGUCUGUUAUUUUGCUUAUCCAUCAGUUUCCGAACCAACAUCAGGAUCACCUGUUCUGAUGGGUGUGAAGAAGUCGUUUCUCUAUGCAAGACCAGCAUCUUGGGACUGCCGGACGAACUAUUGGAACGUUCAGUGCUGCACUGUGUUCCCUUCUGUGCAAAGGGAGCCAUCCUUAUUUUGAGAGUGUACACACCCAAUCACGGAUUUGCAUCCUCAUUGCAUUUGCUUCAUUUAUUUAUUGCUGUUGCCUGUGCAUUCUUAAAUAUUGAUCAGUCCAGUACUUUCUAUGGGAUGCAUCCUAUAUGCUGCCAGCUUGUCAUAAGUGUGCUUUAAUUUCCAGAUAGCCUAUACAAGAGUCAGGCUACCCAGUGUUACUACUUAUUUUUCCUCUCAGAUCUUAUUAUAUACGGCUGCAGAGAGGGUGAGGCAUACGAGUUCUCAGUGGGAAGUCCUCCAAAUGGAUUGCAAGAGAAACACUAAAUUGAUUCUAAAUCUGUUCCAUUCUCUUCUCUGUGGGAUGCAAAAUGCUCAGCUUUAAUGUAUAAGCAUGCACUUUUAUACCAGCAAUCAAAGCACAGAAGGACAGAGUUAAAUCCUAGACGGCCAAUUCAAGCAUUGGGCAUCUUCGUAAUGAUGCUUUGAUUCUUUCAGCCGGGACUCCUGUCUCUUCUGGGGGAAGGAAUGGAGCUGCGUUUUUUAGAGCCGCUGCAUGAGCUGUGUGAACGAGAGUCACCUGUCUGCUCUUUCUCUUCGUCUUGUUCUCUUUGCACCGAGUCGUCUUCAUCCUUCUCAGUCUCAUCACUGGGUAUUGAUGUAUCAGGCGUGCAUUGGGCUGCAAAUCGUGGAAAGCCCAAUGAACAGUGGUGAGCCGCGUAGCAAACCUGGGGCUGGGCACUCAGGACUGUCUUCAUGAUGUCAUCGAGGGUCCACACUCUUUGGUAAUUUUCCCCCACCAUCCUUUGUCCUUUGGCUUAUUGCCUCAUGGUCACAAGAUGGUUACUGAACUGUCAGGUACGAUGUUUGCUUUCUAAGCAGGAAGAGACAAGUAACAGGUGCAGUGAGAAUAUCAAGAAAACAAAGCUCUCCAAGAGACGCCCAGCUUUCAUCCAUUCGCUAGACUUUUGUCACAUGGCUCCCCCAGCUGCACGUGAGUCUGUGAAGGACAAUGUUUAGCGAGGCGUAUUACUCUCUGAACAAGAGUUAAAUUCUCUUAAUGAGGAAGUGGGGGUUGGUCCUUGGGAGGGAAGUGUUGUCUGCUGUGUUGGAUGCCAUCAUUGUGUCCCUGUCAUUGUCCUUCCUGUCCUCUUUACCCUUGCUUGCUGAACCUCUUUGAACAUUCUCUUCUGACCUCUCUCAGAUGUGACAGAAAACUCCCAGUCAGAAUCCAUCAUUUCUUAGCCCUAAUAAUAAUAUUCCUCUUGGAUAAAAACUUAGCUAAAAGUGCAUUUCUAUGAAACCUUCCGGUUGAUGUGUUUAAGACAUUUGUCAGAUCAUCCUGACAAACUAUGGAACAUUUGUUUCUGUAACUGGCCCCCUCCCAAAUAAUCUCAGCUAGCCAGUUCAGAGUGGAAAUGUACUGGUCAUUAGUAGAGAACUCCAUGUUCGGUCUUAUAGAAUAAAAUUUGUCUCAUUCACAGCACAUAAGUUUUGAGUAACAGAUCCUAAUAUUGGUAUUGUUAUUGUGUUUCCAUGGAACAAAUGCAAGUGAAGCUGGAUUUUCCUGGACUUUAAAUCCUAAAAAGUCUUCAGGAUUGCUUCACAUAGUUCCCCUCUUAUUUCCACGUGGCCUCCCCAGAGAGUAUUAGUCAUGGCCUGGAUUUAGAUAAACCAGGAUGCCCUUUUAGCUGAAACAAGGAGCUUCAAAAGGGAGCACGAAACAGUGAAGAGACAGCCAAAGGUCAAUGACACCACAGAAUUUCCCCCUCUGCCUGUUGAGGCCAUGGAGGGGUGAGGGGCCAGUUCACUCUGGGCCAAGGUCACCAAGGGGAGCUGUGUCUUUCUCCCCAGUGCUUAGUGUAGGGAUGUCUGUGAAUUCAUGGGAAAGAAUUGAGACUGUUACUUGACUUAAGUAACCUAACCUUGUUUUCCUUCAUAAGUUGAACCUCUGGUUUGUUGUGGAGUUCCUCUCUCCUCAACUAAAGGCCAGGCAGGUUAAGGUCAGGGAUGGGGGAGCUUGGAAUGGGGAAUGCCAGGGCCAAUUGCCUUCCUCCCCUGGAGCCCUAACUCGGCCAUGUGGUCCACCCACCCACCAGCCAAACUCCAUGGGGAGCAUGCUGCGCAGCUUGCCCACUCCUUCUUGUUAAAAAGCACGUGGGUAGGGAUUCAGAAGGUAUCUACUGUAUCCAGAUGUUGAACUUCAUCACUUUCCUAGGUGAUCUGAUGAGCAAGAUGCAUAGAACUGGGAUGUGGAGAUGAAAUAAACAUUUUUCACAGGAAUGUUUUUGUUUCCUUUUUCCAGAACCAAAGGCUUUAGGCAUUUGUAAAACUUACUGGAUUCUUUCUGAAUCAGUUUUUUUUUUUUUUUUUUAGUGUAAAUAAACCUAAAUACACAAUGGACAAGGCGUUCUCUAACCAGGCACAUUGCCCUAUCUGUUGCUCUCCCUCUGUUACUAAGAAACUGUGUCCUUGAAGUCAGACACCAAAUAAAGUGUCCCUAAAGUGA